This is a messenger RNA of Lepisosteus oculatus (spotted gar), 1294 nucleotides long. It is a transcript of the gene dctn3, whose product is annotated as dynactin 3 (p22). Gene Ontology annotation, cellular component: dynactin complex. Gene Ontology annotation, biological process: cytoskeleton-dependent cytokinesis. NCBI's taxonomy places the organism in Eukaryota, Metazoa, Chordata, Actinopteri, Semionotiformes, Lepisosteidae. The record is from RefSeq and is a predicted model, not a curated record.
UUCCGGUGCCACGCUUCCGACUCUUCCUGAUUGUCUGCAAUUGCUGUUUAUAAGUGAAGAUGGAGGGUGGGAAUGAUGUUAGAGAACUCGAAAAGCGGCUGCAGGAGCUGGAGAAGCGGGUGUAUGGGGACAGGGGAACCCGUGGCAACAAACCCGUGAAGUGUGCUGAUGUGCUGGGAAAGAUCCAGGCCUCCUUGGUGAACACGUCCAACAAGAGGGAGCGAGUGAAGAUCCUACACAAAAAGAUUGAGGACUUGAUGAAAUACCUGGAUCCCCAGUUCACUGAGAAAAUUGCCAUACCUGACACCAUGAAACUGGAACUUAUACUGGCAGAGGAGGAGUUCCUGCGGUCUCAGGCGGCACUCCUGGAGCAGGUGAGCAGUCUCCAGCCUCUGUUGGACAGCGCUCACAUCAAAGCUGUCCCUGACCACGCCACCAAGCUGCAGCGCCUGUCACAGAUGCACAUCAAACAGCAGGACCAGUGUGAAACUCUAUCCGAGGAAGUGAAGAAGCAGUUUGAAGAUUACAACAAGAUGAUGUUCCUGCUGUCUAAACAAUUUUCUCAAUGGGACGAGAUGUUGAGGCAGCUUGAAAAUGCCAGUCAGGUCAAGCCAGUAGUGGAGUGAAGUCCUUGGCCUGGAAGAUGCCAGACACACCCUGACUUCAGAGGAGAGAUGGAUCGCCAAUGGAAUCUCUUACCUGUUUCACCACAUGCCUCAGAUCACCCUUCUCCCUCCCUUCCUGUAACUCAGAAGUCCCAGAAACCCCUCUUCCCUACACAGUGUAUCCAAGAUGGAUUGACUUAAAGAACCCUUUGACAUUAUAGACAUUGCAGCUGCAGUGUUUAAACAAACAUACAAUAUCCAACUUGGAACGCACUGGUAGUACCAAAUACUUUAAGGUUAUAACUUCCAUCCCAUUUAUCCUACUGGCACAAAGUGAAUAUCACGCUACUUACGAUAUAAGGUGUAGGUUGUUUUUGCAGAGCCUAUCCAAAUGUUAUGUUUCCCAUGGUCUCCAUGGGGCAUAGAGAGGGUUUGUGGACCAGGUGGUUUUCAUGGAGGGCUCAUGAAGUAAUCGCAUUGUCUGCCACCAAAACCUCCAACUUCUGCUCUGGACCUUCAGUGCUUGUUAGUCCUUAUCAACACUUUACAGUCACAUAGGAGCUUACUUUCUUCCAUGUUCUGUAAUGUUACAGUUUUGAAAUAUUAAAAUGAAAAAAGGGUCUCUACAAGAAAUGAGAGAUACCUGUGUUUAUAAAAGGAACACAAUAAACUUAAAUUAUUAAACUACA